AUGAAUCAGCGAGACAAACAUUCCUGGUCAUCAAAACCUUCCAUGUCUUGUGUGUUAACCUGUGUAUCAGCCGACUGUGGUAAGCAGCUUCCAGUAGGAUAUUGCUAUGCAAAUGAACUAGAAACUCCAGUCGUACCGGAAGUCAUAUCCUGGCCCUGUCCCCUCAAAAGAAAAAUGACAAUAUAUAGAAUAACUCAAGCAUCUGCUGAAUUAUUCAAGAGUCGGUUAAACGGCACCCUGACACUAUGGUUGUGGGUAUGUGUAGUGUUGGCUUGCCUCGUAGUGGGUGCUGGAGAGGGUAGUGAGAUACAGCUGUACCCUGCACUCCCACGCAUGUUGACCAACCCACUUGAUCACCGCCCGAGUGUCCAUGAUUCUCAUAGGCUCAUCCUUCAAGUACAAAAUCAGAAUUUCGUUGAUUCUCGACGGAAAAAUCAAACCUCUACUGUCGAAGUGACUGCUAAUCCUCAGAGAGAGGCUACCACUGCAGUCCACUGCGUCGAUCAAAAGCCACGAUCACCAAAAGGUGGUUUCAUUCCCUUUCUUGGUGAAGACUGCUAUUUCGACCCCACCUCAUUAUACCUGCUGGGUUUACACUCUCCCGAAGACGACAGCCAUCUGAAUGCCAUCUACACGAGCGUCAUGUCCAUCAUCAAUACCACACAGGGUGCAUCGGCCACUCCAUUAUCCAUCGGCACGAUCUCUGAAACCACAACUUUUCUUCGACUAGGAGCUCCCGGGUAACAACAAAAGAGCCUAAACCAAAUAAAAGCCACAGAAACAAAUAUAGGUCUCAACACCAGAGACUGGAAGCCUCAAAGAGAAAAGUACAGUUUUAUUUCCUACCACCUGGACCUGCUGAGGACCUUAGUGUCUGCUGGUAUGGAGUGGAAACCGCAGAUGGACGGAGUGGAGCAAAGUAAAACGUUUCCACUUGCUGGCUUCUUCCCCAUCCUCAUGACACUGCUCAACUGCCUCCUCCUUGCCACCCACCAUAUCAACAAUAACAACAACAAAAAUAACAACAGUAACAGUAUCAAUAUCAAGAACAAUUACGCCGGUGGUGUCGGAGGCAGAAACAAUGCGUUCUUCCUGCGGGAGUUUGAUAUCAGUGACUUAAAACAGCGAAUGUAACAGCGAGCAAAGGACAAUUUAUUUAAUGUCCAUGUGUGUUCCCUGGUUCUGCUCCUUCCCAGGUAUAAUGUUACUAUCCUCUACACUGUGAUCAAGUCUUCCCUGGUUCUUGUCUUUCCCAGGGAGAAAAUAUCCUGUACACUGUUAUGUCUCCCCUGGAUUUGGUCCCUCCCAGGGAGAAAGUUAGUAUCCUCUACGUUGUCUCCUGUGUCUUCGGUCUCUUCCAGGGAGAAAGUUAAUAUUUUUUUCAUUGUGAUAAUAUCUCCGCUGGUUAGUCUUGUUGCGUCGCCUGAACAACUAGUUAACUGUGCGUCUCACGCUCAUCCCGUGAGCAGCACCACAGAUAGAUUGCACUGGAUCUUAUUACCACUAAAAAAAAAGUCA
Molecule: messenger RNA, 1518 nt
Organism: Cherax quadricarinatus
Lineage: Eukaryota; Metazoa; Arthropoda; Malacostraca; Decapoda; Parastacidae
Source: RefSeq, a predicted model, not a curated record